Messenger RNA from Prorocentrum cordatum, 1383 nucleotides. The record is from the annotation of a GenBank genome assembly. NCBI's taxonomy places the organism in Eukaryota, Dinophyceae, Prorocentrales, Prorocentraceae.
AGCAUUUCCUCACGGACAGCGGGUCUUUGUGCGUUCCCGCCAAUGCCGUCGCCCCCCGGCCUCGGCCGCGCGAUGGUCGCCGAGGGCGACGAUGCUCCUGGGCCACUCCGGCCUGGCGGUGCUCCGGAUGCUGCGACGGACGUCGCCAGGCCUGCGGCCGCCAGCGGCGCCGUUGGGCCUGGGACCACCAGCGGCAGCGCGGCCUGCGACGCGGACGCAAUGGACAUGCUGCGCCAGCUGAUCGUCGAGGCGCCCGCCCACGCCGGGGAGCCGCCGCCGGAGGCCGACCAUUUGGUGGAGUACGAGCGCCGCGCCGCAAGCGCGCAGGCUCUCCGGGCCAACAUGGCCAAGGAGCGCUCGCAGCAGCGGGACGUGGCGUACAAGGAGAAGUGGUGGGUGGACCUGGUGAAGGAGCGGAAGGCCAGCGAUCGCCGGAGAGCUGCCGAGGAGGCGGCGGCGGCCGCGACGGCCGCGGCGCUGGCCGCGAGCCCCCCAGAGACGCCCAGGUCGCGGCAGAGGAAUGCCGAGGUCUGCGCGCAGGCCGGCGCCGAGGCGGCCUACAAGGAGAUGUGGCUGCAGGCGGAGUGGGAGCCGCUCCUCGCCCGCCAGCGCGAGCAGGCCCGCGCGCGGCGCGCGAGCGCGGAGCGCGCGGCGGCGGAGGCGGCGGCGCUCGCGCGGAGCCUGGCCGAGCGCGAGAAGAAGGAGCACGAGCAGCAGGAGGCCGCGCGCCUGCGCGAGGUCCGCAGCAUGGCCGCGGAGGACGCGGCCACGGCCGCGUUCGUGGCCGCCGCAGGCGUGGAGUGCGAGCGCCGCUCCGCCGUGCCCGUGGACGCGGCGACCGGAGCGGCCGUUGCGCAGGUGUUGGCGAACCCGAGCAGGGAGCUGCGCUGGCAGCUCCAGGAUGCCGAGCGGUCGCUUGAGGCAGCAGCGCGCCGAAGGGCCGUGCAGCAGCAGCGGGAGGAAAGCGACUACCACGACUGGCGGGAGCAGGUGCGCUCGGCGCGCCUGCGCGAAAGGCGCAUCGAGGGGAGGCGCUGGGAGACGCACCGCGACGCAGAAGCCAAGCGCUCGUUGGAGCUGCAGGGCCGCGACUUCCUGAGGGAGCAGGAACUGCAGCACGCGGAGCUGCUGCGGGCCACGCAGGCCGCAGCCAGGGAGCGGGCGGCGGGCCUACAGGCGGCUGGCGGUAGCCCCAGGGACCUGUUGCAGGAGGCGCGCAGCCUGGCCGAGAGGCAGCGCGCCGAGCGCGAGCGGGACCUGCCGCGGCGGCUCGAGCAGGAGCUGUGGGAGUCGCUGCUGGCGAAGACCCGGCGAGCGAGGCAGGACGCCGUCGGCACGCCGCGCGCUCAACGGCAGCGGUGGGGCCUGCUUGGCGCCGCCUGA